UUAUUUUAUUCCAAAUAAAAUUACUCGGAAGAAUUUCUUUAUAAUAUUGAGAAUUUGUGAGGCAUCGCUUUGUUUACCCCAAUGGAAUGAUAGCAAAGUCUUUUGACUUCUUGCAGGUUGAAGACAAACCGAGACCCACAUCAAAACAAUCAUCCCUACUGCCCACAUGGAAGUGUGAACAAAGACAUUUGCUAAUACGUUGGAUUGUUGUUGUAUUAACCCUUGUUUAUUUAUUACUCCGUACAUCCUCCAUGAAACCUCCUUUCAAUACUAUAACUAACCCACCACACUUUUACCAUCUACAUUCACAUAUCUCUGUCGAAUCCUUAAGAAAUCAACAACACUUAUCUGGAAACUUUGUUCUUUUGUGCUGUAAAACUAUUUGAUUUUUCAACAUUCAUAAACAAGAUUACGGAGCAGGAGUUUCUUAAGAAACCCCCAAAAGACGAAGCUCUUUGGGUACUGUGCUUUUGUUCGCAUUAGCAAAACUUUGUUGUUCUUUGGUGGGCAAUGGUGGAAAGUUAUUGGAUCUGAAGUCUGUUUAGCUGGGCUGUAAGGUUCUUUAGGCCACAUUUUAUGGAACCUUAUCCUGAUUUCUGAUUUAUGAGAUUUGUUUCGAGAUUGCGGGAAUAAAGGGUAAUAAAUCAGUUGUAAAUCUAUCAGAUAGAGAGCGAGAAAAAUUAGAAUUAGGGUUUGGAUUUCUUUUGUUGCCUUCCAACUGUUUGUGGUUUUGUCUGAGAGAAACACAGAAAAAAGUUGACUUUUGGCUUUCAGUGAUUGAUGAUCUUAUCAUCACCCUAAUUGAUCGGUGCUUGAAGUUUCUUCGUAUGCUGCAAAGCUCAUAAACAUUGAGAUUAUUCGUUAGAUCAUCUUGCUGAGAAGCUCAAGUAAAGCAUAAAAAUGGCUGCAAAGCUUUUGCAUUCACUAGCAGAUGACAACCCAGAUCUGCAAAAGCAAAUAGGAUGUAUGACCGGUGUCUUUCACAUCUUUGAUCGCCACCAUAUUGUUCCCGGAAGACGCUUUCCCGGCCACAGCCCUAAGAGAUUCCCUCCUGGUUCCCCGCAGUUCGACAAUGGAACCACUGAAAGCGAGUCAAGUAACUCAUACCAGAGACAAUACAUUUCGGAAAAACAUUCAAACAAGAUUGUACAAGACAAACACAGGGUAUCAACAGAAUCAUCACGAGACUCUUUCUCAUCAAUGUCUAGAUCAUCUUCUUUCUCCUCUAUAGACUGCAACAUCAAUCGUACUACAACAACACAUCCAGAACCAGAUCAGAUCGUGUUCCCAGAAACCCCUUCAAGAGACACCCCAAGGCCCCAAUCGUGUGGGUCCCGUCAGAGUGUUGACCUUCGGGACGUGGUCAAAGACUCCAUGUACAGAUCACAAACACCUGAACAUAACCAUCGAGAAUUUCAAGAACCAAAUUGGUAUUACAAUGAACCUCGAGAACUUUCAAGAUCAAAAUCUUAUCAAUUUAGAGAUGGGUCGAGUUAUCAUCCAGUACCCAAAGAUUGCCCCCGGUUUUCUUAUGAUGGAAGGGAAACAAAUCGUUUAUUGUUUCAAUCAAAAACCAUGAAUUCAAAUUCAAAGCAAGUGGAAGAUCUUCCAAGACUUUCUUUAGAUAGUAGAGAGAGUUCAACACGUAGUCUCAAUACAGUUUCAAGAAACCCAACUCCUAGUGUUGUAGCCAAGUUGAUGGGAUUGGAUACUUUGCCUGAUUCCGGUUCCGGUUCCGGUUCUGGUUCUGGUUCCGGUUCCGGUUCCGGUUCCACCAAAGAAUUGGGAUUGGGCCCGAUUAGAACAACCCCAGUUGAGUCUUUAAAAGGAAGUGAUUAUUUUGGGCCUAUAAAAAUGCAAAAUUUUUCAAGAACCACAUUGAAAGAACCAACAUCUCCAUCAUGGAAGAAUGCUGACAUGAAACCGAGUUCAAGAUUCCCGAUGGAACCGGCUCCAUGGAAGCAACGGGAUGGUGGGGCCCGGAGUCCUCAGAGGCCGGGUUCUCGUGUGAUGAAAUCACCAACCAAGAUUCAGAGCCCUUACUCUUCUGUUUAUGGUGAAGUUGAUAAAAGAUUGAAAGAUCUUCAGUUUACACAAUCGGGAAAGGAUCUGAGAGCUCUUAAGCAGAUUCUAGAAGCAAUGCAGUCAAUGGAAUCACGGAAAGAAGGGAAUCAGUCAAUGGAAUCCCGGAAAGAAGGAACACAAGUUAUGGUGAAACGACAUUCUGUUUCCAAUUCCAGUCAGAAUGAAAGAUUUUCAGAUCGUGGAAGAUCUCAUCAAAACCCUUAUGAUUCCCCCAUUGUGAUCAUGAAACCUGGAAAGCUUGUUGAAAGAUCGGGUAUGCAUGUUGCAGAAUUCCCCAUUAGUAUUCCUAAAACUACAAGAAGAGAGAAUGGUGGUGGAAGACAUACAAUUACAAAUACAAAUACAAAGACUCCAACAAAACAACAAAAUUCGGUGACAAAUUCCGGGAAGAUUUCCGGGGCUAUCAGCCCGAGAUUACAACAGAAACGGGCUGAGUUGGAGCGGCGAUCUCGGCCGCCAACACCUCCGGUGGCGGAUUCCGGUAAGUCAAAGAAACAGUUGACCAGACAGCUGUCGGAUACGACUUCACCUGGUGGAAGAAGGAGGCCGAAAUAUUCAAACAUUCAACAAAAUGAUGAUCAGUACCAUGGUCAAAUGUCUCAAGAAGUGGUCAACACUCCUGAAUUUUCUCAACAAAUUGAUAACAUGCAGAGUCCUAGCUCAAUACAAGAGAAAUCGAGUUUGAUCCAGAGGGAGGAUGAAUCACAUGAUCCAGAAUAUCCAAGUCCGGUUUCUGUUCUUGAUGAUGCUGUUUAUAUGGAUGAUUCCCCUUCUCCUGUGAAACAUAUGCUCAAGACUUUGAAAGAUGAUGCUACUACUGAAGCACCUAAUGAGAAGUUCAUCAAGAAUAAAUGGGAAAAACCGGACAAUAAUACCCUUCCAGACAUAACAUGUUCUUCGGGUAUUAGUAUCACAUCCGAAAUAAACCGAAAAAAGCUACAAAACAUCGAACACUUGGUUCAAAAACUCACAAGGCUGAAUUCAAGUCAUGAUGAAGCACACACAGAUUACAUUGCAUCUUUAUGUGAAAACACAAAGCCUGAUGACAGAUACAUCUCAGAGAUCUUGUUAGCUUCUGGGCUUCUUUUAAGAGACCUCAAAACUUUCCAGUUUCACUCUUCUGGACACCCUAUUAACCCUGAGUUAUUUCUAGUAUUGGAACAAACCAAAUUCAGCAAUCUAGCAAAAGACAAUUGUACCCCUGAAAAGCUUCUCAAAAAGGAAAAACUCCAUAGGAAGCUUAUCUUUGACACUGUGAAUGAGGUUCUUACAGGGAAAUUCGGGUUGUUGGUGCCUUGUGCUUCUUUUAAGAUUGUGAAGAAGACAUUGAAUGCUCAGAAACUUUUGAGGGAUUUGUGUUUGGAGAUAGAAGAGUUGCAGGUGAGAAAGAAGAGAGAAGAUGUGAGUUUGGAGGAGGAAGAUGAUGAUGGUUUUAAGAGUAUUAUGUGGGAGGAGGUGUUGAAUAAGGCAGAAAGUUGGACGGAUUAUGAUGGUGAAUUGCCUGUUAUUGCUUUGGAAGUUGAAAGAUUGAUUUUUAAGGAUUUGGUUAAUGAAGUUGUUUUGGGGGAGGCUGCUGAUGGUAGAAGAAUAAAGCCUGGAAGACGUUGCAGACAGUUGUUUUCAAAGUAGUGGUUUUUUUUUUAAUUUUUUUUUUUAUUUAAAAAUAUUGUAUACCCUGUUGUUGAAAUUUCGGUUUCUUUUUGGGUUUUGUUUUUAAGAUACUUUCUUGAUUAUAUAUAUAAUUCUACUUGGUUUUUAUA
Molecule: messenger RNA, 3845 nt
Organism: Lactuca sativa (garden lettuce)
Lineage: Eukaryota; Viridiplantae; Streptophyta; Magnoliopsida; Asterales; Asteraceae
Gene: TRM4
Product: LONGIFOLIA protein
Biological process (GO): regulation of monopolar cell growth
Source: RefSeq, a predicted model, not a curated record